AUGCUAAAGAAGAGUUUUUUGGACCAAUGGCUUCCCUCGAAGAAGGAUUUUUAUAAUGAAUUUGAGGACCACACAAAUCGCUGCUAUAAAAUAAACGCUCAUAGUUCUAUGGAUAAGAUAGAAGGCGUGUUACAUAGUGAUAAUAGUACUCAGAAAUAUGCCGAGCGGAGUGUGAGAGCUUGGUGUGACGCAUGCGGAAAGAGGGAAAAAAGCACUACACAGGACGAUGAUUCACCCUGCCGCUUUUUAUAUUAUUGGAUAGGAGAGAAGGUAUUUACCGAAGGGGGAGGUAGUUCCUGGGCAGAAAUCAUGGGGAUCAUUUAUAGUAAGCUUAGGAGUGUACCUGGAGAGAAGAAGUGUAAAAUUAUUUACCCUGACAUUGACCAAACUACCUUUGGACAUAUGAAGAUGUUAUAUGAUUACUAUAAAGACUACGAAACCAUAGACGCAUAUUUAAAACUCAAUGACUAUUACUGUGAUCAGGGAUGUAAGGAUUACUUUUCUAACCUUAAAGCAUCCUAUGAUUAUAUGUAUAGAAAAUUAAGUGAUGACAGGGAGAGUCCAUAUUGUGAUGACUUCCUACAAAUGUAUCCUUACGGUGUACAAUCUUUUACCUUCUUGGUUUCGUAA
Plasmodium coatneyi is the source of this 630-nucleotide messenger RNA. Its product is annotated as KIR protein. NCBI's taxonomy places the organism in Eukaryota, Apicomplexa, Aconoidasida, Haemosporida, Plasmodiidae. The transcript is spliced from 3 exons. The record is from RefSeq and is a predicted model, not a curated record. The coding region runs from base 1 to 630 and encodes 209 amino acids.